This is a messenger RNA of Cryptococcus deneoformans JEC21, 2185 nucleotides long. RefSeq names its product expressed protein. The coding region runs from base 117 to 2141 and encodes 674 amino acids. The transcript has 3 exons. Lineage: Eukaryota; Fungi; Basidiomycota; Tremellomycetes; Tremellales; Cryptococcaceae. The record is from RefSeq and is a predicted model, not a curated record. Gene Ontology annotation, cellular component: TRAPPIII protein complex.
GACGUAACAUUGUUUUAUAACCGUUUACAAUUCACUAUCGCCAUUCUUUUCGCCAUUGAAGACCAACUUGUCUAUCGCCUACAAUUGCAAUCUCCAUCAUCAAGGUCUGACAAAAGAUGGAAACGGCUCCGCUCACUCUCAAGGUCUUACAUAUAUCCCCCUUGACUCUCAUUCCAACAUCAAACCCCGAUGCAUCAGCUUCCAUCCCACCUAUUCCUCUCCCGCCGCCUCCGCCUCCCGCAGGAUUCAACUUUUCGCCCACGCCCAACUACCCACCACCCUUCGGCUCGAUCCCGUUAGGUUCCAAACUCGACCUUAGAGUAGGCCUCGAGAAUGUCCAUCGGCAGCGGUAUGGCGUGCAUGGAGUAAGGAUGAUGGUGGAGGUCCAAUCUGCGUCAGGUCGAGUGCGAUUGGGUGAGGCCAUACAUGGUCAAAUAUCCGACACUUCCAGCGAACAACCGCUUCAAGAAGGGCAGGAAAGUCAGUUACCAGAACUCAAGUUUGGCGAAAUGGUUGAACUGGGGGUGGAGAGUGAGAUGAAGGACCUAGGUUUGGGUGUCGUGAUUGUGAGCGUAGCUUGGGAGACACUGGAUGGGCGAAAGACAUUUCAAAGGUUCUUCAAGUUCAACAUUAUAACACCUCUGGGAAUCAAGACUCGGGUUCAGAUACCCUCCCAUCCUAAUUCAACACUUUCGCUUUCUCUGCGCGAACAGACUUACCUCGAAGUGUUCAUGCAGAACACAUCCCUCGAAAGUAUGCUCAUAUCUGGGAUAUCGCUGGAACCAGUAGAAGGAUUGAAGGUGAACAAAAUAGGAGGCUCGGAGAUGGACGGCGAGGAACUGAUAGUAGGGGGCACGAGGCAGUAUCUGUUUGUGGUUGAUUCGUCUCCAUCAAAUGACGACGAAGGUGCGAAACAAGGCAAGUCUAUAUUCCCACCAACAUAUCCUGCGGGCGCAGUGCUCCCUCUUGGAAGACUAUUGGUUGAAUGGAUUUCGGGUCCUUAUCAUACCCCUGGUAAACUCCUUACUUCUAUGCUCAAUCGUCGUGCCCCUGCUCCCCGGCUUCCUUCAAUCACUCAACCUCAUCCCACACCCACCCGAACACUGAGUGCAGCCCCGCCCACUCCCAGCAAAGGGCCAACAGCUCUUGACACUGGCUCUGGGACACUCGCCACACCUCGGCGAGGGCUUAGCCCCAAUCCCGAUUCAAUACCUUCCCCGCGACACCGUCCGCUACCAUCUCCUUCACCAAAGUGGGCAUUCGAUUUGACUUUAAAUGGUUCGCGAAAAGUCCCUUUGCAGUCUGAGUGGUAUCUCACACUCAAUCUUGCGGUGCGAUCGGCAGCCCCUAUCCAGGAUUCCUCAGAAGAACAAGCAGUGCCUACACUACCACGAUUAGGUAUACAGUACUUAACACCAGUCGAACCGCCUCUUGUAGAUGGUGCGCAAUCGGAAACAGACCACAGUAGACAGUCACAGCAAGGCAAUCCUCAGAUGAUGCUCUCUCCACCCUCCCGCACUUCCACUCCCGCUUCACCGGCAUUAUCCUCCGCCGGCCGCCCAUUGUCGCCAUUCACAACCACUUCAACGGCAUCAACAUCAAUCGCUGGUAUCUCCGGAAUAAGCAGAUCUACCACUCCUUUGAGAGCAGAGUUGAAAUCUGCAGUGGGCAGCAUGAUUGGGCCGAACCCUUUUACGAGCGCUUUUUUCAAAAAGAUACAGACCGCCCCUGAUGACGACCAGGAGGAGAAGGAAUCUAGGGCGUCUUUUCCCCCUAUAGCCAGUGUCGUACCCAACCCCGAUUACAAACCUUCCGCAUCUCUAGAUAAAAGCGCAGGCCCUGUGCAAAUUUACCACAUCGGAUCUUCGCUCAUCUUCCCCGAUUUCCCGCCUCUUACUCCCAAAUUUGAGAAUCUUGGGCUACAACCACUGUCUGCUGGUGGAUCAGAAAAGAAAGAGAGGGAAAGCGAAAAAGUAGCAAAGAAGUAUUGGGAGACGAGUGUGCAGUGGCAAUGGAAAUUUGUUGGAUUUGAAGAGGGACUCGGAGUACUGGGAGGCGCGAGAGUUCUGAUUUCUGAAGGUGAAGAUGAAGGCGUAAUUGGACGGGAGUGGGAGUGUUUGGGGGAUGUCACGGUGUCGUGACUGCGUGUAUUGACAUAUACUCAUUCCAACUAUGCCCGAUGUGC